AUGAGGACCUCAACCAGAGUGGUGCUGGCUCACAUGGCAGUGUGCUCAGUCCAGGCUGGGUUUCGUCAUCAAUCAGAUAACGAUAACGAGGCCAUUGAACAAAUCGAUGAAGAUAUAGCCGUGACUCAGAGUCAGAUGAACUUUAUUUGUCCCAUUACACAGGUGGAAAUGAAGCGGCCAGUCCGAAACAAAGUCUGUGGACACACUUAUGAAGAAGAUGCCAUUCUAAAAAUUAUCCAGACUCGAAAGCAGCAAAAGAAAAAAGUCCGAUGCCCUAAAAUUGGCUGUAGCCAUGCUGAUGUAAAGGGAUCAGAUCUUGUGCCGGAUGAAGUACUUAAAAGAGCGAUUGACAGCCAGAAUAAACAGAAGUGGUCAAGACUGGAGAAGUCAGCUGAAUACGCUGAUGCCACAAAUACAAUUUGUUACUAGAGGUCUUGUGAGAUAAGCUGCUGAUUGUAAGUAGGUUGUGUAACUGAUUGUUAUUUAAAGUGUUUCAUUUAUAGGCAAAGUUGAAGAUCUAGGCUGUGACUGAAAACAUUUUUUAAACUGCGAAAUAUGAGGAUUCCAGUUCAACUUGUUUGGAGAUAUUUUUAACCUUCCUGGAAUUCUACAAGCUUGCAUUUGAUAAAUAAAAGGUGUUUUGCAGC
Mesitornis unicolor (brown roatelo) is the source of this 647-nucleotide messenger RNA. It is a transcript of the gene NSMCE2, whose product is annotated as non-SMC element 2, MMS21 homolog (S. cerevisiae). The record is from RefSeq and is a predicted model, not a curated record. Gene Ontology annotation, biological process: protein sumoylation; double-strand break repair via homologous recombination. The transcript is spliced from 4 exons. Lineage: Eukaryota; Metazoa; Chordata; Aves; Mesitornithiformes; Mesitornithidae. Gene Ontology annotation, molecular function: zinc ion binding; SUMO ligase activity. Gene Ontology annotation, cellular component: Smc5-Smc6 complex; nucleus. Bases 1 to 429 code for a protein of 142 amino acids.